AUGGUGCCCUCCGCACGAGUGGCAACCUUCCUCCUCGUGUGCGCCCUGCUGUGUCUGGCACCAACAAUUGGAAGAGAAAAAAACGCGCCAAAAAAAGAAGAAAACCUCUUGCAAAAGUUAAGGAACAAAUUAAUAAACUACAUUGCAAGCAAGAAAAAGUUUGAUUCGAACGGAUGGGUAGACUUGUCGCUACUCCAAGGGGAGAGGUUCCAACAAAUCGACCUACGUAUCGAAGAUAACAAGGUUCUUUGCAACUCCAACAAUCAGAUUCUCGAAGUGGCUGUGGUGAAACAGAAGUUGCUAGGGGACACGGGCGAUGCGUCCUAUCAUGAGUUAACAGUGCAAAGUAAGAAGGUUGCCCCCAAUGCGAAUCUGCUCACCAGAAUCCCGUUAAUGCAGAUGAGAUUGCAGAAACAUCAGGGGGAGGGAACCGCACUUGUAACGGGAUUAAGGUUGCCCUCCCUGCGCGGAUGGAACUCCUUCAACGGAUUUCCCUCCUUCAACGGAUUGCCCUCCUUCAACGGAUUGUCCUCUCACGCAUUGCCCCCCAAUUUCGAAGGCUACAUCGUAUGCACAAAGAAAGACACAAAUGCUCUGCUCGUUCCAAAGACAGUGAAACCGGUCCAGUUCAUGUCAGGCCCAUGGAAGGUACGAGUAAGCAUAGACUUCUAUCGAUGCCCACUCUCCAAAUUUGGAAGAAUAUUCCAGCUCACCAUAAUCGACGAAGUAAACGUUUUACUGAACAAUGAAAAGACCUUCAUCUGGCCAAUCCCUCUUACGUCCUUUUCCCAAGUGUACGAUUUCCAUUUAGCUGUAAGGGAAUGUAAAAAAGGGAAAUUUUGCGAGCUAGAGAAGACAGCAAACAAGGAUGGAAACAAUGGCACUCUUAAAUUGAACUGCCCCAAUUGGGGGAAGACAAACAAACUUACCUUAGCGAAUGCAUUGCUCCUUUCAGCCUACCUUGGCAUGAGCAUCACCCAUAUUUUGUCCUACCCCUACAUGAACUUAUCAAAGGAAGAUUAUAUAAAUAGAAAGUACCAUGAAUUUUUAGGGGAUUCUCCAAGGAGCCCCAAACGAGUUAUAAAGGCCUCCUACCUUAGUGACCAGUAUGAGGAGGAAGAAAACAGAACUUCGCUAAAGAGGGUGAGUCUUAUGACGAACUUACUCUUCCUAGGAGGAGCAGGACUUGCCAAUGCUGCCUAUGGGGUUAAAACUCUCCUAGAUAUCGUCAAAAAUCUGAACAGCAUAAAUGACGAGUUUGAAAGGGGCUUCUUUUUCUACCCCUGGGAGCUGCGCUACCCGCAGAUAUACCUCGCCAUAGAGCAACCAGUAAGGAGCGACAAAAAAGCACAGCCAAACGGGGAAGCGGCGAAUGACAGCAAAGUAGAGACGACGUACGAGACAGACGCUAUUCAGAUAGUCCAAACGGGAAACAUAAAGGGCAACGAGGCGGGAAGGGAGGACAGCGACGAGCAGCGAGACAAACAAGCAAACGGAGAGGACAACAGACAGGCCACUGGAGGGGGAGGACUAACCCAACCGAAGAACAACAAAGGUGAGAAUGACAGCCAAGCCAAGGAUUCCAAGGUACCCCCCAAAGAAAACAAACCCAGCAUCGUAAAAAUCUUCGAACAAAAUAUUAUGGGCAAUUAG
Messenger RNA from Plasmodium inui San Antonio 1, 1653 nucleotides. RefSeq lists its product as hypothetical. The record is from RefSeq and is a predicted model, not a curated record. The transcript has a single exon. NCBI's taxonomy places the organism in Eukaryota, Apicomplexa, Aconoidasida, Haemosporida, Plasmodiidae. Bases 1 to 1653 code for a protein of 550 amino acids.